This is a messenger RNA of Paramecium sonneborni, 2538 nucleotides long. The record is from the annotation of a GenBank genome assembly. Lineage: Eukaryota; Ciliophora; Oligohymenophorea; Peniculida; Parameciidae.
AUGUAAAUUCAAUCAUUCGAUGAAUUGGCGACAGAGAAAGAAAUCAAAUUAUUCGGAAAGACCACAUCAUAGAAAUUCUAACGUCUUAAAAUUAUCAUUAUCGGACUGUCUAGUGUAAUUAAUAACUACAAUCCUAGCUUGGAUUAGAGAUUGCCAAACAUAUUUCUACAUAAUAACCUGAAUUGAUAACACUUUGUGAUACAUAAUUAUAAAGACUAAAAUAAUGUGAACUACUCUUAAAAAUAAAUAAUGUAACAUAAAUAGAAACAUUGGAAAUGUCUUACAAGGACAAUGAAAUCUUAUCAAAAAUAGAAAAGCAUGAUUUAACAAUAAUUUGUGAUAUUUAAUCCCUUAAAUUUGCAAUAGCUGUAAGUGAACAUCUCCGUUAAAAUGCAUCUAAAAAUUAAAAGAAUAAUAAAGGAGUUAUUUGGACAUGUACAUUUGGAUUCAUUUGUCUUAAAUUUUCAGAUUUUGGAUAAGGAUUCAAAGUCUUUGAUAGAGAUGGAGUUUAACCAUUCCCAUAUCAUAUUAUUGACAUUACUAAUUCUAAUCCAGGAAUAGUCAAAAUUCACAACUCCAUUCCACAUAACUAUAAAACGGGUGAUUUUGUAAGAAUUAGUAAUGUUGAAGGUAUGACAUAAGUAAAUGGACCAGAAGCACGUCCCAUUAAAAUAAUAUCUCCAACUGAAUUUUCUAUUGAACAUACAUAACAUUAUAAUAAAUAUUUGGCAGGUGGAUUAGUUUAAUUAACUAAAGUACCUUUCAAGUACCAAUUUCAAAAGCUUUCUGAUACUAUAUACAAUCCUAACUCACUUAAAACAAAUGAGGAUAAAAUUGUAUACAGUACUGUAAUAGCAAAUUUAUAAUUGUUGGAUUAAACAAUAAAACCAUAGAAUGAAUAAGAAAUUAUAAGCAUUGCUUUAGCUAUAUACAAAACAUUUGAUUUAGAUUAAUUUGAUGUUUAAUUAUGUUAAAAGACUAUAAGAUAAAUGUAGACAACCAAAUAUCCAGUUAUAAAUUUAUGGGCUGGUUAUUGUAGUUUGGAAGUAGUAAAAUUUACUGGUAAAUUCACACCAUAAGAAUGUUCAUUCAUUUAAUUUAUUAGUGAUAUAGAAAAUGAUGAUACUUAGAUAAAAAUAAAAUUAUAAUCAUUAAAUGCUUUGGUGAUUGGAAGUGGGGGAACUGGAUGUGAAAUUAUUAGACUUUUUUCUUUAAUGGAAUGUUGUACUCAACCAAAUUCUAAAUUAACCAUAUUAGAUGAUGAUAUUGUUCGUAAAUAUACUUUAGGAACUCAUUAUUGGUUUAAGUAAAAUAUUUAUUUAUUUAUAGUUAAUAAACACUUGGUAUGUAAAAAGCUGAUGUAGCUUAAUAAUAAGCUUAAAUGCUUUGUUCUUCUAUGAAUAUUGAUGUUGAUAAAACUAAAUUUAGUGAAAAAUCUGAAAUCAUUGUUAAACAACAUGAUAUCAUUUUUUCUGCCAUAAAUAAUUAAACAUCAAGAUUAUUAAUUUAAUAAUAAGCUUAGAAACAUAAUAAGGUUUUAUUUGAUUAAAUUUUAAAUGGUUUAAAAGCUUAUACUCAAUUUGGAAAACCAAAUUAAUAAUUAUAAAUCUAGGAGACAUUAAAGAAUGUUUAUAAUGUAGAUUAAAACACUUAUAAGAAAUUUCCAUAUCUUCCAAUUCAUUGUGUUCUAUGGGCCAAAGAAGUUUUUGAUAAUAGUUUUGUUGGAUUUGUUACUGACUUUUAAAAAUUCUUAUAGGAUCGAAAUGGAUAUCUUUAAAAUUUCGAAGAAUUAGAUGUGUAUUAAAAUAAAUUAAUAAUUUUAGGGUUGAUAAUUAUCACAUUAGAGCUCAUGUUAUUAAUAGAAUAUCAAAACCAGGUUUUAAUUUGACACUUGACAAAAUUCUCAGUUUGUCAAAAGAAUUAUAUGAAUUUCACUUUGAAUUCAAAAUUAAUUAGCUUUUGAAAUAAUAUCCUGUAGAUGCAUUAGAAUGUGUAUGGACUGGAUAUAAGAAAAUACCUUAAGCAAUGAAAUUCGAUUCUAAUAAUAUGGAUCAUGUUGCUUAUAUUUAAAUUACUACACUUUUAAUAUCGAAAUUGUUCAAUAUUAAUGCUAGUGCUGUAUUCAAAUAAGAAUAUGUAAUUGAUAAAUUGUAACAAAUGACUGAAAAUUAUUGGAAUCUAACUAAUCCUUAAGUUCCCACUCCUACUGAAUAUUCAUCUCAAAAUAAACCAUAAUUUUUAAAUUUUGAUGAUGAUUAAAUAAGAGGUUUGUAUGUUAGAUGCAUUCAUAUAUUAACAAACUUAAGAUGUAGAAAUUAUAAUCUUUAACCAAUCCCAUUAUACAAAGUUCAAAAAUAUGCUUUAGAAAUGCACAGAAGUAAUCCAAUUAUGCAUUCAAUUAUUGUUGGUUGGAUGGGUAUUGAAUUAUAUAAAUAUCUCUAUGUAAAUAAUAUAUUUAUAAUAAUUCUUAGGGUAAUUGCAAAUAGAGAAAUAUGCACAUAGAUGUUAAUAGUAAUAUUUUAGAAUUCAUUUGAGAAC